Maniola jurtina (meadow brown) is the source of this 6191-nucleotide messenger RNA. RefSeq names its product period circadian protein (gene per). Gene Ontology annotation, cellular component: nucleus; cytoplasm. Gene Ontology annotation, molecular function: transcription corepressor binding; transcription cis-regulatory region binding. The coding region runs from base 251 to 3775 and encodes 1174 amino acids. Gene Ontology annotation, biological process: negative regulation of transcription by RNA polymerase II; entrainment of circadian clock by photoperiod; circadian regulation of gene expression. The record is from RefSeq and is a predicted model, not a curated record. The transcript is spliced from 28 exons. NCBI's taxonomy places the organism in Eukaryota, Metazoa, Arthropoda, Insecta, Lepidoptera, Nymphalidae.
AUCGAGGGAACAAAAUUAACCAAUCGUAUAACUCCCGACAAGCAGAGAAGUCGAGUUAAAUGUUUACUAACAUCAAGUGAUUGAUUAAAAGAUAAAAACUAAAUAUAAUUUUGGUGUUUACUUAAUAAAAGUUUAGUAUUCCUUAAGUUAUAAACGUUUUCCAAAUAGCAGUAGAGUAAUUUGAGAUUACAAAAUUAGUGUGGUGAAAGGAGAAUGGACUAAAAAUUCCAACGCAGAAAAAAUCACUAAUAUGGAUAACCUGGAUGAAUCAGAGAAUAAUGCGAAAGUAUCGGAUUCCGCUUACUCCAACAGCUGUAGUAACAGCCAAUCUAGAAGAAGUCGUAGCUCGAAAUCGACACAUUCUGGCAGCAAUUCAAGUGGGAGCAGUGGAUAUGGUGGAAAGCCUUCCACUUCUGGAUACAGCAUCAACAAUGAAAGUCAACCACCAGAAAAAAGAUCCAAAGAUAAAGACGCAAAGAAGAAAAUACCCCUACAGGGUCUCCAAACGGAUUUAAAAGUUACUGAGGUCAUAAAUGAAAAUGAAUGCGUUCCCGAAAUCGCGCCGAUCUUUGAAUCGUCUAAGGAAGACAUCAGUGAUGUUGCGCAAACGCAAUCGCCCGGGUUGGUGCAGCCAGAGAAGGGGCCUGAGACGAUGGAAGUAUCUGAUAGGACGAGUGGAAAAGACGAGCCCGUUGUGUGCGAUACGCCAGUUGGUACUCCAGUAAUGUUUGUUACCAGCGAUCCAAAUUCUACCCAAACUUAUGAUGGAUUUUCUUGUGUGAUAUCCUUGCAAGAUGGAAUCGUAAUGUAUACGACGUCAUCCAUCACGACUGCGCUUGGUUUUCCUAAAGACAUGUGGAUUGGCCGAUCUUUUAUAGAUUUUGUUCACCAAAGGGAUCGCAAUACAUUUGCAUCUCAAAUUACUAACGGACUAGCGGCCCCAAAAAGUGUAAAUGGUACGCAAACUAAAGCCCCUGAUCUUGGGGACCACGUAUCAACAAUGGUCUGUCGCAUAAGACGAUACAAAGGAUUGAACACUGGUUUUGGAAUCAAAGAUAGAGUUGUUACGUACAUGCCGUUCUUGUUGAAAUUCUUCUUUAAAAAUAUGAACGAAGAUGAGGGACAAGUUAUGUAUUUGGUUAUUCAAGCUUCACCCUUCUUCUCCGCCUUCAAAACGCCCAACGAAAUAGUUACCAACCCAAAACCUUUUGUUAUGAGGCACUCACCCAGUGGAAGGCUCGAUUAUAUUGAUCCAGAAUCUGUGCCAUAUCUUGGAUACCUGCCACAGGAUAUCAUAGAAAAAGAUGUUUUGCUACUGUACCAUCCCAGCGAUCUUUUUUAUCUGCGUCAGGUGUAUGAAACUAUUGUGAAGGAGGGUGGAGAACAGCGCUCUAAACCUUACAGGAUGAUGGCGCAAAAUGGAGAUUACUUGAAACUGGAGACUGAAUGGACUUCUUUCAUUAAUCCAUGGUCAAGGAAGCUCGAAUUCGUGAUUGGAAAACAUUUUAUAAUUGAGGGCCCAACAAAUCCUGAUGUUUUCCAGACUCCAGAGCCUGACAAAUUUUUCAAAAAAUAUACAGAAGAAGAAACAAAGGCUCAAGCUAUAAGAGAAAAUAUGAUCAGAAUUAUGAAUGAGGUAUUGACUAAGCCUGCGGAAGCAGCGAAGCAACAGAUGAGCAAGCGAUGCCAAGACUUGGCGUCUUUCAUGGAAAGUUUGAUAGAGGAAGCACCUAAGCCUGAAGAGGAAUUGCGUCUCGUCAUACAAGACGCAGACCACAGUUGUUAUGAGCGAGAUUCAGUGAUGCUAGGUGGUAUUUCCCCUCAUCAUGACUACAAUGAUAGUCAUACAAGCUCCGAGACAACUCUGAGCUACAACCAACUUAACUACAAUGAAAACUUGCAAAGAUAUUUUGAUAGCCACGAGCCUUAUAACGUCGAAAAAACUGACGCUUUAGCAAUUUGCGAUCAUGCGAACACAUCGGAAAUGCAAGAACCUGUAGCGGGUACUAGCAGAUGUAUUUUGUCAAACCCUGGUGAAUUGGACGAAAGAGCAAGCACGUCUGAUUCUAAUGCAGCCGCAGGCGCCAGUACCAGCCGCGCGGGAACUUCAAUUGAAUAUCCAGCCUUGAGACUGACGGAGUCGCUACUGAACAAGCACAACAUUGAUAUGGAGAAAGAAUUAUUAAAGAAGCACCGUGAAACUCGGUCUAGCAGCAAGGGCGAGAGAGAGAAAGCUUCAAAUGAGAGCAGACAGAAAAAGAAGGAGCAUCUAGCACGAUGCAAUGCUCUAUAUCAGCCAACCACCGCUGGCUUAUCCGCUGAUAAGGCUCAUGGGCUGAAACGAGCCUCAAAGCAGACGGAAGACGGGACUACACAUAAACACCGCUGCUCUUCGCCCAGGAACCGUCGCAGAUUUAGCCAGAAAGUCACUAAUAGUCCUCCCUUGCAGGCUACCAACAAUGUACCCUCACCAUGGCCACCCAAUCCUGUGAAUAAUAUGAACGCAUUUAUACUUGGUUUGGGCAUUCCGCCCCAGAUGUCUGUUAUGAGUCCUAUGACCGUGCCUGGAGCCUUACCGAUGUAUUAUACUCCGACGUCGACCCAGCAAAUGCCGUCUAGAUUUAAUCCAAAUACCAAUCUUCCUCAUGCACACUAUCAUAGAUAUCAAAAUGUAAGCACCGUAAAUCCCCAUAUGCAGUAUAUGCAACAAGGACAAAUUAAUGAGUCUGAUGUGGUAUUUCAAAUGAACUCUGUAUUUGCCACGAGUGGGGAAGCGAAUAGAGUCCACCCUAAUAACAUCCCACCUACUCAUUAUCAGCAGAUACAUCAAAGUAAUCAAUUGCAAUGUAUGAUGUUGGGACAGACAGUCUAUGGGUCUCCGUUCAUGUACUCAGCCAUAGAUCCGCAGAUGUCCUACGCAUUACAACAAAGUUUUGUACCACAACAAACGCCUAAUACGCAACCACUGGAAUUGUCAACUAGUAACUAUGAAGAGGCAUGUAAACUAACCAUGCCACAGAAGUUGGGCAAAUCAUAUUUUGGAAAUAUGAGGAGAGAGAAGAUGGCCGAGGUUCGAGCAAAUAAAGGUGGCCAUGGGCGGAACAUCAUCGGUAGCUCAUCUGUCGGCGCCUCAAAUCGGAGUACGGAUACGAUGACUGAUGAACGUAUAAAGAGAAGGCUUGAUAAUAGUGACAGUAAUAAUGAUAAGACUGAUGGAGAGUCGAGCUACUCGUCUUUCUAUUCAUCUUUCUUUAAGACUGACUCUGGAAGUGGAAGCGACACCAGACACCAAAAUAAUAAGGAAGAUAAUAAGACUCCAUACAGGCACAAAACUAAUGGCAAAUUCUGGCAUAAUUCUGACGUUUCUAUGACUAAUGUCGCUAAUGCACGGAAAAUCCCUAGAAGAAAGAUGGACCCACCAUGGAUGGAGCAAGUGUGUGUUACGUCUGAACUCAUUUAUAAAUACCAAAUUGUUACUAAGAAUAUCGACGAGGUUCUAUCUAGUGAUAAAGAGAAACUGAAACAAUUGGAGCAACCUUCGCUAGUCAAUGAACAACUUAGUCAACUUUAUUUAGACCUGCAACUAGAAGGUGUUGCCGCUAGGCUCACUUUAGAGGAAGGGAUUACCAGCUCGAGCAGCUCAGGCGAAGAAUCUACUGCCAAAUCCUCUAAGAGUCGCCGGCGAAAACGAGAGUACAGCAGGUUGGUGAUGAUCUACGAAGAAGACGCUCCAUUACCUCCACCAGAUGAUACUUGUAGUUCUUACACAUCUUAGUAUUUUCGUGGAGGGUCAGAACACACGCGAUACCGUAUGUUCUUUCCUUCUAUAACCUUAGAUAUGAUGAGGCGGUCUAUGAUAUUCUACGUCAAACUAGUACGAGCACAUCAUUACUGAAGGUAGCGUAGGUGCUCUUAAAAUACUUUUUAAAGGCGAUAAUGGACAGCCUGUUUAUGAACCGCUCUGAAUUUUAGUGUUGUGAGUGAAUUGUGUCAUAAAAACUUUAUUUGUUAAUUUAAUAGUGCGGAAUUAUAGACCGACAACUCUUUCUGAUGGUCGUUACGGCCUGUGGGCGACGAGGAAUAUUAAAAAAAUACGCUUAAUGCAUACAGUAUACAUCUCUCAAUGGAAAAUUUAGCAAUAUCUACCGAUUACCACUGAAUUAACGAUAUGAAAAGAAAAUUAUUUCCAUCCCGCAGUAGGUAUUUCAUCCCCCGUGGCCUAGAGACCAUGCGUGCCUUCAGAAAAAGUUUGCCGUUCUACAAAUAUUUUGUAAUUUCAUGGAUAUUAUAUUUUUAUACAUCUUGUUUAACAAACUAUAUACCUGUACGUAUAUUACUAUGAAUAUGAGUUGUGGCGUUUUAUUAACAUGAGAGCUCAUUAUAAAAAUAUUUUUAAUUUGAGACAGUAUAAGAAUUAUUUUAUUUUUUAAUACAUUAGUUUGUAAGUUGGAUUUAAAGCAAGAAUAUUUAUUUUAUGUCACCACCAUAGCAUAAUAUUUGAUUUAUCGUCGAUUCAGGAUCAAACCGAGAGUUCCCUCACUCUAGUUUCACUCUGCCACUGUCUUGUUUGCCACUGACGAAUUAUUUUUGUAGUAAAUAUUUUGAUAGUAUUUGUUUUUAACCCCCGACCCAGAAAGAGAGGUGUUAUAAGUUUGACGUGCGUAUCUGUCUGUGGCAUCGUAGCUCCUAAAUUAAUGAACCGAUUUCAAAUUAGUUUUUUUUGUUUGAAAGGUUGAAAGUUAUCAGCUCUUUUCUAGUUACUGUAAUCACUUGUCGGGGGUAUUAGUAAUCUUAAUUUACACUUGUAACUCUAAUUAAAUACUCGUAAAGUAGAAAGUGAUUGUUUCUAUUGAAUUUGUGUUUACCAAUUGUUUCCGACCAAACCAAGACAAUAAUACUUAUUUGAAUAUACUUUAUUAAACUUGCUGAAAUGAUAUACUUAGUGCACGUAUGUAAACAAAUACAAGCACUCAAUAACUCUGUUAGUAAAUAUUUUUAUAACUAUUAUUCGUCAAUGGUUGUGGAUACAAUAUUUUUAUUGCAAAGCGCACAGAAUUUUUAUUGAAAUAAUUUUGUAUCUCCGUUAUAUUAUUGAAUAAUGAUUUCGUCGUGUUAUUUAAUAUGAUUAUAAAUUACUAAGGCCGCAUCGUGACUGUCGAAGAGGCUCAGAGCUUGUUCUGUAGUUUUAAGGUCCAAACGUACUUACGCUUCGCUGCGCGACGCGGUAGUGCCUUGCUCUAUAUAAAGUGAUAUACAUAAACUAUAUUUGCCGCGCCUCGUCACGCAGCGUCGCUCAAGUGCACUUUGCUCCGUACAAACACAUAUAAGCUAUAUUUGAAGUGCCGCGUCGCAACGCGUCGAGUCGCGCAGUGCAGUGUAAGUGCGUUUGGACCUUAAUAGUUGAAUAAAUGUGACAGCUAUUAAAAAAAUAUUUUUUUUUUGUUAGAACUAUAGGUAAUUACUAAUUAGUAAAAAUAAAAUGAUCAAAGAAAUUAAUCGAUCAAAGAUAUUAUAUUUUAUAUGUCUACUAGACAAUGCCCGGUAUGAAUUGCAAUGCCACUUUGUACAAACAAUACGCGCUACCUACACUGAUGGUUCUAUGUCAGAAAACUUCUUGCAAGUUCCAACAACCACUGUACAAAGUUCUCAAAUAAACUUUAUGAUAUUGGAACACAUCAUUUAGCUCUUAACUUGUAUAUAAAAAUUGAUGUGUGCGAUACAUACGUGUUCGCGCGUUCGUCUUAUUGAGUUGAAACAUUGUUGUUGUUGGCACUUCCGUUAAGGUUUCUGAGUUAGGAAAAUCAACGUGCGAUAGGUAGUGAGCGAGUUGAAUUGCAACAUGCCGGGCAUUAGCAAAUUUUUUAUAUCAAAUAUGUUACAUGUUUUGCUUUUUAAAAGUUGUUAGUUUAUUUUAUGUCUUUGUUCAAAUGUUGAAUGUUUAUAGAAAUGUUUUAUGUUUCGCUUAUAAUCUGAGCAGCCGCAGGUAGAACUGCCUUUACUGAGGCUACUCGUAUGUAUAAGUUUGCUUGUUCUCCAUAAAACUAUGAUAUGGACUGAGCUUCAUAAGUUGCUUUAGUUGUAAGGUUACGCAUUUUAUUAUUUUAUAAAUGAGACAAUGAUGAUGAUGACAAUCUUGUAUGAACGUUGACACGAUUUGAGUAUUUCGGAAAUAAAAUGAUUGAAGUAAAUGA